Juglans regia (Persian walnut) is the source of this 2492-nucleotide messenger RNA. RefSeq names its product rop guanine nucleotide exchange factor 7-like. NCBI's taxonomy places the organism in Eukaryota, Viridiplantae, Streptophyta, Magnoliopsida, Fagales, Juglandaceae. Gene Ontology annotation, molecular function: guanyl-nucleotide exchange factor activity. The record is from RefSeq and is a predicted model, not a curated record. The transcript has 7 exons. The coding region runs from base 445 to 2310 and encodes 621 amino acids.
AAAUGUAACAGGAGGACACAAGAGGCUCUUUCAUGUCUCUUUCAAAGCAUGUGCUUGAGCAAGCUUCGGUAAUCAUGACUGGCUUCAUCCUUCACAUGUAAGUAUACUACAAAUUCAAAGCUCCUCCUCCACAAGUGGAAUAUCCCAGCGCACUCCGUAUUUUACCCUUUAUUACAUGCCUUUACUAGCACACAUGGUUGAAAACAUACGGAUAGAGCUUUCAACCACCAACAAGUAAUAGAAGGAACUCAACAGCAAAGUCCACAGCUCAAUCUUUGUCUGCCAUUGGUGAGGUUCAGAAACUUUCAUAACCGGAACUUGUCUGCCAUUGGUGAGGUUCAGAAACUUUCAUAACCGGAACCCGUUUUCUGUUUUAAGGUCUUGGUGUCAAAGUCUCUCCAGAAUUUAUAUUGCACAGGUAGUUUCUGGCUUUGCUAUGAUGGUAUGGUGGUGAACAACUCCGUUUUUUGUGCUUCGCCUAGUUUUGUUGAAGAAGGGGAAGCUGUAAUGGAGGGUUUUACUGAAAAGAAUGAAGGCAUUGAAGACAGAACUGAACGGUGCAAGGAAAAUAGGGGUCGGGUCGAAACAUUCGGGUAUUUGAUUGAAGAAGAGCGACGUGAGAGCAGUUCGAGCUCUGAUUUUUUGACAUCCGAGACAACAGGGCAUGAGGAACAGAGUCACAGUAGCUCCGAGUCAUCUUCGCCACCUUUAUUGGGUUGGCCGAUUCAGAAAGCUGAGGUGCCUGAUUGCACCAGUACUAAUGGUACAGAAGAUGAAAAGAAACCCCAUUUGGGUGACAGAAUAUUCGAGAAACAAGGUUCAGAAAUAUCAGAGAUUGAGAUGAUGAAAGAGAGAUUUUCAAAAUUGUUGCUUGGAGAAGAUAUGUCAGGUUGUGGAAAUGGGGUUUGCACGGCAUUGUCUAUUUCAAAUGCUAUUACUAAUCUUUGUGCCACUAUGUUUGGGCAACUUUGGAGGUUGGAACCUCUACCACUUCAGAAAAAGGUGAUGUGGCGAAGGGAGAUGAACUGGCUUGUUUGUGUUAGCGAUUACAUUGUCGAGUUGAUACCUACUUGGCAGACAUUUCCAGAUGGAAGCAAACUUGAGAUCAUGACUUGCAGACCCCGCUCAGAUCUCUAUGUUAAUCUCCCAGCCCUACGUAAAUUGGAUAACAUGCUUCUUGAAAUAUUAGAUAGUUUUGUCAAUACAGAGUUCUGGUAUGUUGACCAGGGUAUUCUGGCCCCAGAUGCUGAUGGGUCAUCCUCUUUUAGAAAAGCACUUCAGCGCCAAGAGGAGAAGUGGUGGUUGCCUGUGCCCCGAGUGCCUCCUAAUGGCCUCCACGAGAAUUCUAGAAAGCAGUUGCAGCACAAGCGUGAUUGUACGAAUCAAAUUUUAAAGGCUGCUAUGGCUAUCAACAAUAUUGCUUUAGCUGAUAUGCAAGUCCCUGAGUCGUAUUUGGAAGCUCUUCCAAAGAAUGGAAGAGCCAGCUUGGGGGAUCUCAUAUAUCGCUAUAUUUCAUCAGAUCAGUUUUUUCCUGAAUGUCUGCUUGCUUGCCUUGACUUAUCUUCUGAACAUCAAGCUAUAGAAAUUGCUAAUAGAGUGGAGGCCUCAAUCUUUGUGUUUCGCAAAAGAACAAACUCAAAACCAGCCAAUAGUACAACCCGAUCCAAUUCAAAAUCAUCAUGGGAAAUGGUUAAGGAGCUGAUGGUUGAUGCUGAAAAAUGGGAAUUGCUAGCAGAAAGAGCAGAAAGCCUACUGCUUUGCUUGAAGCAGCGAUUCCCUGGUCUCCCACAGACAACCUUAGACAUGAGCAAAAUCCAGUACAAUAAGGAUGUUGGGAAAUCAAUUCUUGAGAGCUACUCGAGAGUGUUGGAGAGCCUGGCCUUUAAUAUUGUAGCACGUAUUGAUGAUCUGCUAUACGUGGACGACUUCACCAAACAUUCAGAUCAAUUCUCAUCACUCUCCAAAGUUGGCGUGAUUGCUCGCAGGAGUGUGCCGAUAUCAUUUUCAGUGCCUGCCUCAAGCACUCCAUAUAAAUCGGCUUUCACCUCACCUAGCUUUUCACCAUCGCAGCGAGUUAGCCCUUCGAAGGGAGAAAGAUCUCCGCUCAUGACUAGCAGCAAGAUUCCAAAUCGUGGGAUAGGCGUGAAAAAAGUUCUAACAGAUUAUCUUAGCAUCGAUACCAAUCUAAAGGACAAUGAAAAUCCUUCUGAGAGAUCAGAUACAAGACCAAACACAAUACGAGAAGCGUCAGUAUCUCAAACUGGAGUAGAGUCUGCUCACUGUACAAAGGACUCUAUUGUAGAAGAAUGAACCUCGAGCUUGGGGCCUUCUGAGCUCCUUUUCAGUAUUUGUAUUCUAAGGCAGCCCUUUCAUGCAUGUUUUUCAUAGACAACAAGGUAUAUAUAUAUAUAUGAGAUUCGGAAGGCUUAUCUUGUAUUUUAGAUCUUGUAACGAGAUGUCUUUAGUGGUGAUUAGUCGAAUGCUUCGUGUUU